Messenger RNA from Pyricularia oryzae 70-15, 1630 nucleotides. RefSeq lists its product as uncharacterized. NCBI's taxonomy places the organism in Eukaryota, Fungi, Ascomycota, Sordariomycetes, Magnaporthales, Pyriculariaceae. Gene Ontology annotation, molecular function: hydrolase activity. The transcript is spliced from 3 exons. The record is from RefSeq and is a predicted model, not a curated record. Bases 262 to 1479 code for a protein of 405 amino acids.
UUGAGGAAUGGCGCGAGACACUCAACUCAACCUCUACGCCACCUGCUGCAGCUUAGGUCGACUUCACCGCCCGGACUCCAACCCGGCCCAAGUCGAUGAUAUCACGACGUGCUUUCUUGAAGGGAAGGGCCUGCCUACUUACAUUGCUGAAUAUAUCUAUUGUUUCGUCUCUCGAUCGGACCUGCGCGUCAACACAGGCAACUUCUGUCACCAAAACCUUCUCAGAGAGAGAGAGAGAGAGAGCAUCGUACCGUCGUCACCAUGAUCCUCGGGCCCAUGUCCAGCAUAGACAUCAUAGUCUUCUGCCUUCUGCUCGCACCACAGCUUGUGUUACAGGCUGGCCUGUUCGACACGGUCGCUUGCAUACUGAAUUGCCUCCCAUUCCUACUCCUGCAGCUGCCUUACGAGUUCAUUCGUGACCAGGUGUUCGCCAGGAGCGCCGAUGUGUCCCCAUUCACGCGCCAGGCCUCGAUGUUUGAGGAUUUCGUCAUCCGCUGCGUCCGCUUCGCCUUUGCCAACAUGCCCGCACGCAUCGGCCGGGUUUUUCUGAGCAAGGAAGUUUCAUUACCCUUCCUGAGAUACCGCAUGCUCCGUCACGGGUAUCUUCGACCGCCAGUACACUGGCGCGAGCACAGAGGGAGAGGCUUCAAUGGAAUUUGGGUUGCUGCGGAUCCGACAAAGCGCCCAGAUGUGGUUGUGUACUACAUACACGGUGGUGGAUUUUCGAUGGGCUCGGGGAACUUUUACCUUGAAUUCCUUGUGACAUGGCACACGCUGCUGCGGGAGUCUGGCUUCCAAAAUCCAUCUAUGUUCAUCCUCGAAUACACACUGGUUCCUAAGGCUUGUUAUCCAAAGCCGCUAGAAGAAGCAAUCCGCGGAUACGAAUACGCAGUGUCCAUGGCAGGACAAGCUUCAAAUGUGGUCGUGGCAGGAGAUUCCGCGGGCGGAAGCUUGUCCCUCAGCCUCAUGCUUCAUCUCGGUCGUCAAGAUUCGUCAGAAAAAACUGACGUCCCAGACCAGACGGCGCAGCAACAAAAGCCUGGCAUGGUCGUUCUGAUAAGCCCGUGGGUGACAUUGAUCACGGACGAAAAUAAGACCACGAGCAGUGACUUCCUCAACGCCGAGGCCCUGCGCACGUAUGGGCUUCAGUACAUCGGGGCCGCCGACAUGCACGAUCCGCUCGUGUCGCCUGGGUGUUGUCACGAUGCGGACUGGUGGCGACGGGCGAGCCCCUUAGAAGAAGUGUUUAUCAUUUAUGGAGAGGAGGAGGUUUUCGCACCCGAUGCGCGGAGGUUGAAGAAGAUGCUGCAGGAUUUUGGCAUCACCGCAAGAAGUCACGAGGAACCUUCAGCCAUUCACGCAUGGCCAGUGGUGUCAAUCUUCCUUGUCAGCGACAAAGAGAAGAGGCUGAAAGGCAUCAGACUCAUUGUUGACGAAAUCAGGGGACGGAUGUUGCAGGACAACAUCGUGAAAACGUGAUCGAUGAAACUGUAUGCUGGUCAGUCUAUUUAGCCUUGGCAUAUAAACAGGGUCAAGUGCCACAAAGCGAAGAGAGAGAGAGAGGAAGGGGGGGGAAUGCCGCAUCAGAUUAGAUCAAGUAAUUAAACCCUCAUCGACUUGCUUGACACAG